AUGUCGGUGGCGGCGCAGCUGCAGGUGGAGACGGCGGCGGCUGCCGCUGUGCUGGCGGUGAGGCACUCGUGCCCCAGCCUAACUGCGGCCGCCGUCCACUUCAUAAGGGCCCACGACUAUAAAGUAAUGGCGACGCAGGGCUGGGCAGAUGCUAUGCGUAGCUGCCCUGAGCAUCUGAUUGAAGUCAGUCGGCUGCUCGGUGAACCACCAGCAGAACCCAGGAGCCUCUCUCAACAGGAGAGAGGGAGGAGGCUGAUAGAGGCGGCCAGGCAGGGCGCGGCGGAGCAGCUGCGCGAGUUACUGGCGGCGGGGGCGGAUGUGGGGGCGAGGGAGGAGGGGUGGGGGGACGGCCGGACCGCCCUGCACUGGGCAGCAGCCGGGGGUCACGUGGCGGCGGCCAGCUGCCUCGUCGGCGCCGGCGCGGAGGUCGACUCCAGAAGCAGCAGGGAGCAGAGCACGCCCCUGCACUGGGCUGCAGAUAACGGCCACGCUGGUGUGGUGCGGCUGCUGGUCGGCGCCUCUGCUGACCCCAACGCCAGGGAUGGGCAGGGGCAGACGCCGCUGCACAGGGCGGCAGAGGAGGGCCACGCAGAGGCGGCGGCUGAGCUCCUCCUGGCGGGGGCGGACAGGGGGGCCCGGGAUGAGCAUGGCAGCACCCCCCUGGACCUCGCCAGGGAGUACGAAGAGCAGCAGCUGGUGGAUAUGCUGACACAACGCUGACAUACGGCAUUCAGGAAGCACAAUC
This is a messenger RNA of Schistocerca nitens (vagrant locust), 745 nucleotides long. Its product is annotated as CARD- and ANK-domain containing inflammasome adapter protein-like. The transcript has 3 exons. NCBI's taxonomy places the organism in Eukaryota, Metazoa, Arthropoda, Insecta, Orthoptera, Acrididae. Bases 1 to 720 code for a protein of 239 amino acids. Gene Ontology annotation, molecular function: protein binding. The record is from RefSeq and is a predicted model, not a curated record.